AAUCUUUGCAGCCCUGAUGGUGAUUCCAUAAAAGUAUUUGUAAGAAUUCGGCCACCUGUUGAAGGAAGCCUGGGCGGUGAUAGUGACCAGGGGCUAUGCCUCUCUGUACUGUCUCCCAAAAUGAUUCGCUUGCAUUCCAAACCGGAGCCAAAAGUCUUUACAUUUGAUUAUGUGGCAAAUAUGGAUGCAACUCAGGAGUCAGUUUUUUCAUGUGUGGCAAAAAAUAUUAUUGAAUCCUGUAUGAAUGGUUACAACGGCACAAUUUUUGCCUAUGGGCAGACAGGUUCGGGAAAGACCUUUACAAUGCUUGGGCCAUCUGACUCUGAUAAUUUUACUCAUAACCUGAGGGGGGUUAUUCCAAGAAGUUUUGAGUAUUUGUUCUUCUUAAUUAAUCGUGAGAAAGAAAAGGCUGGUGAUGGCAAAAGUUUUCUGUGUAAAUGUUCAUUUAUCGAAAUCUACAAUGAACAGAUAUUUGACUUGUUGGACUCUGCAUCUUCAGGACUUUUACUUAGGGAACAUAUAAAGAAAGGAGUCUUUGUUGUUGGUGCUAUUGAACAAGUAGUGACCUCUGCUGCUGAGGCAUAUCAGGUUCUUUCUACUGGAUGGCGGAAUAGGCGAGUAGCUUCAACCUCGAUGAACAGAGAAUCCUCCAGGUCUCAUGCUGUCUUCACUGUCACAAUUGAAUCUAUGGAAAAAGUUAAUGAAAUUGUAAACAUAAGAUCUUCACAACUUAACCUCGUGGAUCUUGCUGGAUCAGAAAGACAGAAAGACACUCAUACUGAAGGAGUCAGGCUUAAGGAGGCUGGCAGCAUAAAUCGAUCGCUGAGUUGCCUGGGUCAGGUGAUCACAGCCUUGGUGGAUGUGGCUAAUGGAAGGCAAAGACACAUAUGUUACAGAGACUCCAAACUUACAUUUUUGUUACGGGAUUCUCUUGGAGGUAAUGCAAAAACCUUUAUCAUUGCAAAUGUUCAUCCUGGAUCCAAGAGUUUCGGGGAAACGCUUUCUACGCUUCAUUUUGCUCAGAGAGCAAAACUAAUUAAAAACAAGGCAGUAGUUAAUGAAGACACCCAGGGGAAUGUGAGUCAGCUACAAGCAGAGGUGAAGAAGCUGAAGGAACAGCUUUCUCAGCUCCUUUCCGGACAGAUGCCACAGGAUAUUUCUAUUGCCAGAGAUGAGAACAUUGCAGAUUACAUGAACAACUUUUUAGAGGCAAUGAUACUUUUGGAGAAAUCUGAAAAUGAGAAAAAGGCCGUAUUACAGAAAGUAGCUCAGCUGGAAGACCUCUGCAGCAAGAAAGAAAAGUUCAUCCAGUCAAACAAAAUGAUUGUUAAAUUCAGGGAAGAUCACAUUGCUAGACUUGAGAAGGCUCACAGAGACGGCCAAGCAACCUUGUCGAAUACUGAACAGGACGACCUCAUAGCAGAGAUGAAGGAAGAACUCAGAGUUUUAAAAGGACAGAUUGAGCAUCACCCACGAGUAGCCAAAUAUGCCUUAGAGAACCACAGUCUAAGGGAAGAGAAUAAGAGUCUCCGCUCUCUCCAGUCUGUAAAACGAGCGCAAGAAAUUAACAAUCAAAUGAUCGCAGAGCUUGAGAGAGCUUUCUUGGAAGCUUCUUCAUGUGCAAAGAAUAAUGGAGCUUUACCAAUGCACUCCACACCAAUACCCUCUGAAAAUACUGCAGUUUCUACGGAGAGACUAAAGGAGAAGGUACUUCAGCUUCAAAGUGAGCUGGCCACAGCAAAACAAGAAUAUGAAGAAUUCAAAGAAUUGACAAAGAAGAAGCAGGUUGAACAGGAAUCUGAACUUCAGUCUUUGCUCAAGUCUAAUCAGCAUCUUGAGAACAUUUUGGAGGCCAUCAAAGCUCACAAGAGGAAUGAAGUGUCUCAACUGAACAAAAUUCAUGCAGAGACAAUAAAGAUUCUGACUACGCCAACAAAAGCUUAUAACUUAAGGUCACGACUUGUUCCUCGUCUCAGUCCAGAUGGCAUCCUAGAUGAUUUGCUGGAUACUCCUAAAUCUGGGGACUAUCUUGAGGACAAUAUAAUCAAUGAACCCAUCCCUCCAGAGAUGAGUGAACAAGCCUAUGAAGCUAUUGCCGAGGAACUCCGAAUGAUGCAGGAGCAGGUGACAACACUGCAAGCUAAACUUGAUGAGGAAGAGAGCAAAAAUAUGAAGUUACAACAACAGGUUAACAAGAUGGAGCAUCAUUCCACACAUAUGGAAGAGCUUUUUUCAUCAGAAAGGGCAAGUUGGAACAACAGGCAUCAAGAACUUCUUGCACAGAUUAAUGUUUUUGAAAAAACAGCAGCAAGACUUUAA
Staurois parvus is the source of this 2319-nucleotide messenger RNA. Lineage: Eukaryota; Metazoa; Chordata; Amphibia; Anura; Ranidae. The record is from the annotation of a GenBank genome assembly.